AUUCAGUUGUCCCCCUCCAAGUGCAAGGCGAAUAGAGUAAAGAGGGCUGGUUGCUGGAAGCAUUUUAAGGUGGUCACUGUUGCUUCUAGAAAGGAACUUGGGGUUAUGGAGACAAAAGCCAAGUGCAAGUUCUGUCAUAGAUCUUAUUUGUACCAUCAAGGGGGCAGCACUACAACACUAAACCGACACCUAGACAAGUGCACACAGUAUUUGAACAAGCUGGCACAAGCUAAGAAAAAUCUUGCUCAAGCUAGCAGUGUGUCAUCAGAAUCCACUUUUAGCACUGGGGGUAGGAUCCUUGAUGAUUACAGGAGUUCAUUGAAGCCAGCAACAGUUCAGGCUUUGGUGUGUGCUUCUAGUUGGAUACGCGGGUCUCGAAGUUCACCUAUUCUUGUAACUGGAGAAGGUGAUGAUGGUGACAUCGAGUCCGUGGAAUUUCCAAAGUGUGUGGUGGCAAGUAAUUAGGCACAUGGUCACAUACUCACAUGGAGGAGAUGGAGGAGACAGGAGAGGGAGAGAUAGGACCUGGGAGAGGAGACAUGAGAGGCACAUGGUCAUUACAUUUUGUUGGCUGUAAUUGUAAGCCUGUAAGGCUGUAACUGUAAGCCUGUAAUUAUUGGUUGCAA
Messenger RNA from Zea mays, 626 nucleotides. RefSeq lists its product as uncharacterized. Gene Ontology annotation, molecular function: DNA binding; protein dimerization activity. NCBI's taxonomy places the organism in Eukaryota, Viridiplantae, Streptophyta, Magnoliopsida, Poales, Poaceae. The transcript is spliced from 4 exons. The coding region runs from base 106 to 465 and encodes 119 amino acids. The record is from RefSeq and is a predicted model, not a curated record.